GCGGUAAACGAUAAGAUGGUGUUUUUUAUGUCGUAUCCGCCGACACGGCGGCAGUUAGUAGUGUCGGUGGGUUUUUUCGCGGCGGGCGUUUCUCUCUUCGUCGCCGGAGCGUAUCUCUCACUCGCCAACAUCUCACCGCAACAAGCUCGCGUCAAAGCUCGUAAUGAUUUCGUCAAGGAUCGAAUCAGGAAAUGGCUCGACGAUUAGUGUCUUUUUUUCGAUCUUGUAGGCGUUCUAACUCUUAAAUGAUAUAAAUCAAAAGACGAUUUCGUGUAAAUUCAUGCUCUUACAUGUUUGGAUCAUUACCAGUUCAAAUUCAUGUUUUAUGUCACUUACAGAUGAGAGAAUCACUCUUGACAAAACGAGCGAACAGAGAAAAAAUGUAGAUGUAAAGUCUUUAGAUUCUGUUAUCUCUGCGCUGAAAAUGUGAAUAAAAUUUCUUG
Arabidopsis thaliana (thale cress) is the source of this 443-nucleotide messenger RNA. RefSeq names its product bric-a-brac protein. The record is from RefSeq and is marked reviewed. Bases 16 to 207 code for a protein of 63 amino acids. The transcript has a single exon. Lineage: Eukaryota; Viridiplantae; Streptophyta; Magnoliopsida; Brassicales; Brassicaceae.